Cuscuta epithymum is the source of this 1302-nucleotide messenger RNA. The record is from the annotation of a GenBank genome assembly. NCBI's taxonomy places the organism in Eukaryota, Viridiplantae, Streptophyta, Magnoliopsida, Solanales, Convolvulaceae.
CUUGGGCUAGUAGUUUACGGGCACCGCACAGUAGUUUCCAUUCUGCUUACGGGCUAGUAAAAAAGGGCUAAUUGGUCAUGUCAUCCACAACGGGUGGAGAACGCUUAACGGCUUAACGAAGUUACUAGCCGGAGGUAACUUGCGGCCACCGCCGUCGAUGGCGACGGUUACUUUGCUAUCCACUACUUCUUUGACGCGGCCAUCUAAACUCUUAUCACGGGGAAGCAUAAAAGGCAUAGCUCACAUCAAGACUACGAAGCUGCAUCGUGCUAGCGAAGAAUUCGGAUUCUUGCACCGAGGCAAAAUUUUCAAUUUCAGCAGACUCCAUUGGAGACGCCGUAAUUCCCUUCUUACGGUGGAAUCCGGCGGAGAUGGUGAUGGGUCGAUUUCGGAAAGCAACGAGAAUGUUCAGAGGAGGAGAUUAAUACAGGCAGCUCUAUGGAUUGCAGAGGGAAUCUAUGUGCUUUGGCUUUUUUUACUCCCCUAUGCGCCGUGCAGGGAGACCCCGUAUGGGCAAUCAGUUCAGACACAGUGAAUCAUCUGGUUGGCCUUUCUCUGAACUUCUUCUUCAUUUUGCCCCUAUUGAACAAUGCUGGCAUUCAUUUCUUAUUGGAGGCGCCGGUGAUACAUCCAAUAUCUGAAGCGUUAUUCAACUUUGUUAUUGGGUGGACAUUUAUGUUUGCGCCUUUGUUGUUCACUGACCGUAAGAGUGAUCGAUAUAAAGGAUCUUUGGAUGUUCUGUGGGGCUUCCAAAUGUUCCUCACAAACACUUUCUUAAUACCAUACAUGGCCAUAAGGCUGAAUGGAAUGGACAAAGAUGUUCCAAGAAAGGCCUCCUGGUUAGGUUCCACCAUGACCAGCGGUGCACGCACUGUCGGGCUAAUUGGCUUUGGUGUCUGUUUGGUUUCAACAAUUUGGGCAUUGUUUGGCCGAGGAGCAGAUGGUUACUUCGGUGGCAUUUCAGAAAGAUGGGAGUUCUUGGUGAGUUAUGUACGAACCGAAAGACUUGCCUACGCCUUCAUCUGGGAUAUCUUCCUCUACAUGAUUUUCCAACCAUGGCUCAUAGGAGACAACUUGCAAAACAUUCAAAAGGAUAAGGUUAAGGUGGUAAAUUAUCUUCGGUUUGUCCCAGUUAUUGGGUUAGCUGCCUAUUGCCUUUUUCUAAAUCUUCAUGAUGACAAAUCGUACAGUUGAAAUGCUAAUGGAUGGACUCCAUUUUAUAAAAGUGAAAAUAUGUGCUGUACUCGUUAAUAAUUUUUGGUUUGAAAAUUUAAUAGUAGCGGUUUAACCUUAAGUUCAAAA